Molecule: messenger RNA, 441 nt
Organism: Ectocarpus siliculosus
Lineage: Eukaryota; Phaeophyceae; Ectocarpales; Ectocarpaceae
Source: the annotation of a GenBank genome assembly
AUGUUCGAAAUUAAAUAUAUGUUUGUCAUACAACCCAGGAGCAUGUCCGUUGUUGCCAAUUACGUCGCGCCACCUCUUCUCAUUGUCCCAUCUUUGCUGGUCCUCUAUCAAUCGCGCCCGUCGAUCGCUGGAACGUCGGCUUUCUUGAAGGGAUCGCUGGCACUGACAGCGUCCAUAGCUCUUCAGAUCCGUUUUAUCCGGAGAUGCGCCUUGGGGGGUAGAGCUUCCAACCUUCAGGGUGUCUUUGCGAUGGUAUAUCCAGUGUUUGUUGUCCUGUCAAUGAUGCUGAGCCUCAUCCACUUAAAAACUGGCGGAGGACCUUCGAAGCUUGGGGUAGCGGUGGGCAGCCCCGUGUAUCAAUACAGAAUCAGCGACGUGGUCGAUCGGGUGAGAAAAAUUGUGGGUAAAAGAACAACCUCGGAUGAUUUUAGAGAACGCUGA